Molecule: messenger RNA, 486 nt
Organism: Colletotrichum costaricense
Lineage: Eukaryota; Fungi; Ascomycota; Sordariomycetes; Glomerellales; Glomerellaceae
Exons: 1
Coding region: 1-486 (161 amino acids)
Source: RefSeq, a predicted model, not a curated record
AUGCCAUUCUCAUAUCCACAACCACGCAGAAUCGCUGUCUGCUUCUGGAGCCCAAACAUCUCACUAAACAAGCCCGACAAGUCCAACAUUCCACGCAUUUCGCUCCUCACCAGCACUCAUUGGUCAUUUCGGCCGUGGUACCUGAUCAGCAGAAGCCACACCGCAUUCGAGACAGGCCCUCCAGCUUCUAGGAAAUUUCCCCCAAGCGGUCGGCUGCGCAAGCCUUCUGUCUCAGCACAAGACAGGCCGGUGGUCGCAGUCAAUCCAGCAGUCUAUCUUCGGUUUCUCAAUCAUCAAUUCUUCUGCUGUUUACGACGUCUUACAGGCCAGGCCCCUUGUUGUUGCCUCGUCGAAUCACAUAUUUGGUUGCUCCGAGUACAGGAUAAAUUAGUUGCAAAAAUAGCAAAACAAGCAGCCCCUCUGUUUUGCGUGCCCGGUUCGUCCGAAUCGCUCUGCUUGGGGGAAACUACAGCACUCUCACCAUGA